AUGCAGCGCGGCAGACGCAAGGUCAAGCGCCAGCGCAACGAAGCCCCAAGGACAGAAGUCUGCUACGACUUCGGUGUUCCAAUGUCAGCUAUCGAAGCUUCGCUUGAGUUUCAGGAAGGCCCCUUCGCCCUGGGCCACUCUCCCAACAACUCCCAUCUGGACCGGCAAUCGGUUUGCAACUCGUGGACUGCCGGCGAACUGGAUGUGGCCGGGAAACUUGUGCCGCUGUGCAGAGGGUGCCAGGUGAAGUGCCACAACGCCUGCGCGAAGGUCGGGAAUGGAAGUGGGCACCCAAGUGACACAGUUGCCGCCACCUCAACUGCCCUGCUCGCCCUGGACAGAGCAUGGGAGGACUACCUUAAUAAGCUGCGACUGGACAAUGGCAUGCUCAUCCGCCGCUGA
Coccomyxa subellipsoidea C-169 is the source of this 402-nucleotide messenger RNA. RefSeq lists its product as hypothetical. Lineage: Eukaryota; Viridiplantae; Chlorophyta; Trebouxiophyceae; Coccomyxaceae. The transcript is spliced from 3 exons. The coding region runs from base 1 to 402 and encodes 133 amino acids. The record is from RefSeq and is a predicted model, not a curated record.